CACUGCUGUCAACUGUAAAUCGUAAUGACUGUGAUCUUGCGCGAGGGUGUGUUAGUUGUAAGGUGCUGAGUGAUUGUUUCACGUUUAGACGAUAAUUGUUGUUUAACACCGAAUUUGGUGUACAAGAAUAUAUCGUUUUAUAUACGUUAGUCCAAGAGAUAUCUUGAAUAUUUAUUUUGGAAGUGUUUUUUAGGGCUGCUGAAAGAGAAACUUCAAUGUCUUCCUCAGCAAUGGAGAAACAUUUAUUUAAUUUGAAAUUUGCUGUAAAAGAGUUGGAGAGAAAUUCAAAAAAAUGCGAAAAAGAGGAAAGAGUGGAGAAACAGAAAUGCAAGAAAGCUAUCCAGAAGGGCAAUGUUGAGGGUGCCCGUAUCCAUGCAGAGAAUGCCAUUCGUCAGAAGAACCAGUCACUGAAUUACCUAAGGAUGAGCGCAAGAGUCGAUGCUGUGGCCAGUCGAGUGCAGUCAGCAUUGACCACUAGAAGGGUUACUCAGUCUAUGGCUGGAGUAGUUAAAGCAAUGGAUGCAGCAAUGAAAUCAAUGAAUCUUGAAAAGAUUUCAAACCUGAUGGACAAGUUUGAGAGUCAGUUUGAAGAUUUGGAUGUUCAGAGCUCGUACAUGGAGAACACAAUGUCACAGACAACCACUACCGCUGUACCACAGAGUGAUGUGGAAAAUCUCAUGCAGCAAGUGGCUGAUGAAGCUGGUUUGGAACUGAAUAUGGAAUUGCCACAAGAACAAACAGGAACCAUAGGGACAACAACCAAAGUAUCACAGGAACAAGAUGAACUGACUCAAAGACUGGCCCGUCUCCGACAAGUGUGAUGUUUCAUCUCUCAGAAGUCCAACCACAAUAACCAUCAGAGCUUUCAAGACUGAUGGAAUACAACACUGAAGCUCUGUAAAUUAGCUUAUGACAGCAAUUUUCCAUGAACACUGUGGAGUGUAUAUAUACAUAGCUUAUUAAUAAACCACUUGGAAAGAG
Messenger RNA from Cryptotermes secundus, 981 nucleotides. RefSeq names its product charged multivesicular body protein 1b (gene Chmp1). The transcript is spliced from 4 exons. Gene Ontology annotation, cellular component: ESCRT III complex; multivesicular body. Gene Ontology annotation, biological process: late endosome to vacuole transport; endosome transport via multivesicular body sorting pathway; protein transport. Bases 216 to 821 code for a protein of 201 amino acids. The record is from RefSeq and is a predicted model, not a curated record. Lineage: Eukaryota; Metazoa; Arthropoda; Insecta; Blattodea; Kalotermitidae.